This is a messenger RNA of Glycine soja, 1416 nucleotides long. RefSeq lists its product as uncharacterized. The transcript has a single exon. Lineage: Eukaryota; Viridiplantae; Streptophyta; Magnoliopsida; Fabales; Fabaceae. The coding region runs from base 1 to 1416 and encodes 471 amino acids. The record is from RefSeq and is a predicted model, not a curated record.
AUGGUUAAUGCGGUAGAAGAGUGUGGACCUCGGGGGCCAAAGCGGAUGGAAGAUGUGUUAACCUCUAAGAGGUUCAUAUUGGAAGCGCUGCACGAAGCGGGUAUGAUUUGCCUUGACAGGGACAAGGGAGGUUCUUGUUUAAUACAUCCAGGGGCAUCACACGACGUGGAGACGUGCUCGAUGGCGGAAGAAUUGCUACAAGGGAUGAUGGAUAAAGGCCUAAUUGAAGUUUGUAGCGUAAGAAAAGGGGAAGGGCAUGUGUACAUGCAGUCGGUUGAUAAGAGCCCGAGCAAACCCAAGCCAUUGGUGAUCCACUGCACUAAGGGCGUUGCCACACAGAAGCCCCAAGGCUUUCAGCCCGUCCCGGUUAAGAAGCCUAUGCCUUUCCCUUACAAAAGUGAUAAGGCGAUGUCAUGGAAGUACACCGCACAAGGGCCUGACGGAAGGAAGGAUACAUCUGUCGUGCAUGUUGAGGAUGAUCUAUCCUCCGCUAAGGUCACAAACAUAUCCGGUACGAGUGGCAUGACUCGUAGCGGGCAAAUCUUCACCGCACCUGAGGUGCGAUCCAAAGACCCAAAGGGGAAAGCAAAGGCGGGCGUGGAAGAGAGUGAUAAGGCGGGCCUGAUUCCAAAUGACGAGGUCCCGGUUGGAAGGUUUUCCAAGGAAGAGGACAACUUCAGCAAAAAGGGAAUAUCCACUGAAGAAGCAACCGAGUUCCUGAGAAUCAUCCAACAGAGCGAGUUCAAGGUGAUUAAACAACUAAAUAAAACCCCAGCUAGGAUCUCUCUGUUGGGACUGCUUAUGAACUUUGAGCCUCAUCGGGCGUUAUUGGUCAAGAUUUUGAGCGAAGCCCACAUAGCACAAGACAUAUCUAUGGAGUGUUUUAGGGGCAUAAUCAACAACAUCACGGCCAACAGAGCCUUGCAUGUAUCCGUCAAAUGUUUAGACCACAUAGUGGCCAAAGUGCUUGUUGACAAUGGCUCUUCCCUCAAUGCCAUGCCCAAGGCUACUUUGGACAAGCUUCCUUUUAAUGCAUCACACAUAAGACCAAGCUCCAUGAUAGUGCAGGCUUUCGACGGCAGUCGUCGGGAUGUAAGGGGGGAGAUAGAUCUCCCGAUUCAAAUUGGACCCCACGUAUGCCAAAUUACCUUUCAAGUAAUGGACAUAAAUCCUGCCUACAACUGCUUAUUAGGUCAGCCUUGGAUUCAUUCGAUUGGGGUGGUCCCGUCAACACUACACCAGAAGUUGAAAUUUGUGGUGGAUGGGCAAUUGAUUAUAGUUUUGGGAGAAGAAGACAUACUCAUGAGUUGUCCUUCUUCUACGCCUUAUGUGGAGGCUGUGGAGGAGUCCUUGGAAACUUCCUUUCAAGCAUUGGAAGUUGUGAGAAAUGCUUACGUGGAGUCUCCCCUGGUAUAG